This is a messenger RNA of Schistocerca gregaria, 4057 nucleotides long. RefSeq names its product intraflagellar transport protein 22 homolog. The record is from RefSeq and is a predicted model, not a curated record. Bases 138 to 719 code for a protein of 193 amino acids. NCBI's taxonomy places the organism in Eukaryota, Metazoa, Arthropoda, Insecta, Orthoptera, Acrididae. The transcript has 4 exons.
UAUUUCGUGGUGUUUCUGAUGCGAAACACUUGCUUGUUAACUGAACGCAUGCGUUAUUCUCAGUUACUUAGCAACACAAAUCAACAAAACAGAACGGCACCAUAUUUUCUAGUUUGACUAGUAUACGUUUUACGAUAAUGUACAAAGUUAAAAUACUGUUAAUCGGGCCUGUGAAGAGUGGGAAGUCAACAAUAGCCAAUUUCUUGUCAGAGGCUGCAGACACAAUGUCUAAUGACUACAGAGCAACUCGGGGUGUCAGGAUUCUUGAAUUUGAAUCACCAAAUGUAAAUGUAAAUGGAAAAUUUGUAACCUCUGAUGUUGAGCUUUGGGACUGCAGUGGGAAUUUAAAGUUUCAGCAGCAUUGGCCUGCCCUACAAUAUGAAACUAAUGGUGUGGUGCUUGUGUAUAAGCCAACUGUGAAUGAACAUGGCCAGCUGUUAGAAAUGUUUUACAAUUACUUUGUGAUACAGAGUGGUCUUUCAGCAAGGAGUUGCAUGGUCCUCGCAAAUGUUGGCUCUGAUGCUGAGCGCGAUUCCAGACAACACAUUAAACUCCCAGCAGAUACAUUUAGCAAAGUGCUGCAAAUAAUAGCUGAUGUUGAUGGAAGUGGCAAUCGCUUGAGAACAGAUUUUGGAAUUUUUUUGUCAAAUGUAUUUAGUGGAAUGAGAGAGAAACAUGAAGAGGAGGAACUAAAUGUAAUGAAUGUGCAAGCAGUGUGACAACACAGAAGUACUAGCAAAAUAUGUAUUUUUAAGCCUCCAUGUUACAAACAUGAAAUCAAGUAAUAACAAAAUAAAUCUUAAAGAGAAUUUAAAAUGCUUCUGUUACUUCCCAUCCAUGAAAUUUUUAAGUCUCUGUACCAUUUUGUUGACAUACUUGAUGCUAUGUGUGUUUUGCUAAUAUUUAGUAUUGUCUAUUUUUCUGUGAAUGCUACCAUUUUUAGGCAUUAAACGUGAAACAAAGAACUUCGAAGCUUAACUUUUACCAUUUGCCUAUCUCAAUAUAUUCCGUAAGUGUGGCCUAACAGCAGUCUCGUAUGAUAUAAAGCUGAAGGAUGCCUAUUGGCAAUGACAGCAAACCACAAAGAAUAAUAACAACAGAUGAACGACCUUUUUUGUGUGUUAUUUCAUUUAACAUAUGCCUGCAAAUUGACAGGGAGUAGAUUUCACUAAGCUUUAUCGGAUACGGAAAAAUUGCAGAAAGAGAUGUACGAGCAUAAUCUGCCACCUCUAGGCAAUGAAGUGUCUUAUUUGUAGUCCACUUGUGAGUACAUCCUCACAUCCUCUCUAACAUAAGACACAAAACUAAAUAUCAGCAACAGAGUAAUUAACUAAAUGGCUGUUGGUCACUGCAGGUGACAGCUGAAAACUGCAAAAUUAAAUAUUUUUUUUUUUUUUUUUUAGUUGACUGGGUAUUUUUUAUAAACGGUCACUGCAGGUGACAGCUGAAAACUGCAAAAUUAAAUUUUUUUUUUUUAGUUGACUGGGUAUUUUUUAUAAACUGUAGUAAGCUUUACAGUUUUGUUCCAGUUCUGAAGUAGAAUGUCGAUACGUUUUGAGAGAAUAUUUGUUUUCUACCAACAGGAUACGAGUUAACAAAGCAGUACAGAAGAAUGAUUUCAGAGUGCAAGUACAAGAAGAACAAUCCUAUAACCAGUUCAUAAUUCUGAGAAUCUGUAAGAUUAAUCUAAAUUCUCAGUUUACAGCACCCUUCAUCAUUUGCUACAGAAAACAUAAGUUGUUAUUUGUCUUUGCUGUCAGUGUCAAUAAAGUGCCCUCAAGGUAAAUACUGCAGCAGGUAAAUACUGCAGCAGGCAAAUACUGCAGCUAAAUAAAAUUACAUUUUAAACAACAUCUUGUGAGUGUUAUUUUGUUGACUACUGUUGAGGAAUCUUUGUUUGCAAUGUUAUUGAGUCCUGAGAAUGCUAGUAAUAGAACUGGAGCCUGUGUACAUUUUGACUAGUACCUGUUCCAUGAAGAGUGUAGCUACAAGAAUAAAGUUUAAAAAUCUCUUCAUUUUGCUACAUGACACUAGCAUUUUAUCGGUCCAUUAAAAAUGUAAUGUUCGGUUUCCAUUUAACACUUCUCUCUUCAACUUAAUUUACAUAUGUAUUUUCCAAUAAUUUGCAAUGUUUUAAUAUAAGAAAGAUUUUUAUUUACACAAUUUAAAAUAAAUCCUAGCUUUUUCUUUGAUAGAUUGCUGAGGUAGUCACAUUUUAUAACAAGUAUUUUCUGUUCUUUUAGGAUACAUGCAAACAUAACAUCCUGCACUCAAACAGAACUAGGAAAUACAGUAAUCACUCCUAAUCAGCAAUAUGCAGAACACAACACACAGAUAACAAUUACAUUCCUGUUUUAAUACAUUAUAUAUAACUCAUGAUAUGCCAACAAAUAAUGAAUAUUUUUCAUUGUACAAGAAGAUGAAAAUUCUAGUAAAAAUUUGUAGCAUCAAAAAUAUAUUGCAACAACUAACUCUCAGUCUUAACAGUAAACAAAUUUUGUAUCUAAUCUGUUGACGCACACUUCGACAAAUAUACUGGUAAAUAUACAUUGCCUAAAAAGCUCUAAGUUUUGUUACUUAAACUAUCUACAUUGCCAAAUCAUUUAACACAGGGUAUGCUGUUACAAAUCAAUAAUAAUUAAUCUACAGAAUUAUUGACAUAACUGUGUGACUGACUGUUAGGAGAACUUAGAGGAGCGUGUUAUCUGGAACUUAUCACUGCACCUGAGUGCUGUCUUACCUUCAUAUGAGAAUAAAUUUAAAACUGAAAAAAAUAUGAAAUUAUAAUACACUGUGCACCAUCUGGGAAUACUAUUUUCCAUUUGUCAGUCACAUUGUUAUUUCAAUUGUUCUGUACUGCCUGUAACUUGAUAUCCCCUAAAACAUUUUUCCACUGAUCUUAGUCACAUAUAAAAUUCAAAACACAUAUCCAAGGCACAACAUCAAGUGUUUUCCAAAUAUGCGUUUUCCAGCAUUUAUAUUUUUUAAUUUUUUUUUUUUAAAGGAAGAACAGUCUCUGCAAUUUGUACAAGAAGAAUUUACAAGUAAAGAUUACACUGUAUUUUCAUUCAUCACAAAGCAAUAGCACACAAACACACACGCCCUUCGAGCUCAAUUCAAACUGAUUCUUGUAAUGUCCUUGCCAGAAAGAAUAAUUUUUUUGGAAGAUCGUAAACAUUCAGCUGCCUAUUCCAGCUCACUCUGAAUAAGCAUUACUUAUGUAUACCACUUGUAUGAUUAUUUUGCACAUUUAUAACAUGAAUAGAAAAUUUAACAAUCUAUCACAGGACCAGAUGAGCACCACCUUUAUUACGAAGAAAUUGAAUGAUGAAAUCUGGGACUCUCACAAUAUUUAGUAUGCCUACAAAGACUGGAGUGUCCCUGAACACACCUGUUGUAUAUUUAGAUUCUAAAUACCCAGUGAGAUCAUCAAAAAUAGACACUAUAAGUAAAAAACUCUGUCUGUGUGAUCAUAGUAAAAAGAACUGUAACAAAGAUAUCCACACAAUGACAACAACAACAGGUGAACCACAUAUACAACCACAAAAAUGUGCUGCACAUAUGUAGACUAUAUGUACCUUGUAACAAUGUCCAAUGUAGUUUAGUAAAUUUUUCCAUACUGUUAACAGCUGAUAUCAAAAUCUCAAAACCAAAACAUUACUACUGGAAUUUAAUAUCUCCAUAUAUAAAACAAUCUUUAUGUUCGUGUGUAGUGAUAGCAGCACAGUAAUCAGUUCUGCAACAUAUUUUUUCCCAUGAAAAAAAAAAUACCAGUAACAUGAAAUUGUGAGUAUGAACAAACAACAAUGAAGAAGCACAAAAAUUUAUUCCUACUUUUUAUUGAAACUAUAGCAUAUUCUCUUGGGAAACGAAAUAAAAGAUGAAGUGAAGUAGAUAAAUUAUAAAUGACAAGAUUAUUAGGAAAUGACAUGCACUAAUUGAACAAUGAACAAACUUCAGAAUAAAAAUUAAUUACAAUUUGUCGGUCAUAGGCCUUGAAAAUAACUUGGCAAUAACAGAACAGUCUGAGGUGGAUCAUUCUGAUGAGUUGAGAGAA